GUUGUUCAGUGUUGCGCCAACAGCCGCGCGGUGAGUUUGUUGGUAGGUUGUUGUUGCUCCCUGCUGAUGCGCCAAUAUUGUUGCUAUUCUUUAUCUUUUUUUUUUUUAUUUAUUAGUUAAUCGGACGAGCGAUGAGAUCGAUACGGUUUGACCAAAAUUGUCAUUGUCGCGCGUGUCGACGAUCCGUACUGAACAAGACGAGACCACACGAGUUUUAGGGGUCGUUUUUCAUCGAUCAGUCUCGCUUCGACGCUGUUGCAAUUUUUUCGACUGUUCGAAUGUUGUGAGAAGACGUUAGUCGACAACGACAACGGCGACGACGACGACGACGACGACAGAGAGUGAGGAAAGUUUUAUGUAAUAAGUGUUGACCCAGAAAAAGUAGUGACCGGCACGACGGAGUGCCGGAGCGAUUAGAUAAAAACGUACGCAGAAAAGUUGGAAACACGGCUGUCGGAAUUCUGUAGGACAUCGAUAGUGGGGAAAAUGUAACGUUUCAUUGAUACGUUGUACGUAGACGCGGGUAUUGUGCGAUGUUCCCCGCUUGCAUGCCACGGAUAAAGCCAUAAGCGUACACACGAUAUAUAUAUGUAUAUAUGUAUAUAUAGUGGUAUUUCGCGCGCGCGUUUAUGCGAUACCAUGUGUUCUUAACUGUUUGAUGGGUUUCCUCGAGCGAGAAUAAGCGAGGACGAGCAGGAGAAUUGCGAGCUUCGUUCCUACGUGAUGAAAAAAGGAAGACAAUGAAGUUUCUGUUUCCCACGAGACUGUGCGUGGAAAAAGAACGAGGAAGAGGAACGUGAGAACUUUGGAACACAUACUAAGAGAAGGAAAUCAUGAUGUUGAGGCUUGGAUCUAUACCGAGUAUGCUGGUCUUCCUGACCAUCGCGAAGGUCGUCGCCUCGAAUCGCUGUUUGACGAUGCGCGAAGAGGUGUAUCCGAAGAGGCUGGCCAACGUGGACGGGCAGCCGUUGAACAUUAAUUUCGAGAUGUCCCAGAGAGUCACCCAGAGACUGACCACUAUAAUCAUGAAAAUCUUCCUGACCGAGGUGCUCGGCUAUUCGGGCGUUUAUAUCUUCGAGGUGGAGGACACGUUCGGCGUGAACGAGAUUUUCGACAGGCUGUCCGAGUACACGUUCGGCAACGACGAAAAGCACCCAAUGGUGAACAUGGAGACGUGGAUACCGGCGCAGCUGGACACGAUGCCGCUGUUGAACUCGCACGACGUAAAGGAAUGCGGAUCCAUUGCCCCGCCGGGUCAUUUCGGUUGGUUCGUUCCUGUCUCGCUGUCAAGGUUCAGCGACAAUUGGAUGACCUUCGCCAAGCGUGAAACAGCGGCGCGUUUCGACGUGGACGAGAUGACGUUGGAGAACGUUCGAAAUUUCACCAUGGACCCGGUCACCAGGGCCCACUACUGCCAGGAGUCGUUCUGCCAGGACGGAAUGUACAUUCCGGAGCGGUGCCGAGGGAAACCGUGCGCUCUGUUGUUCGCCGGUUAUAGCAACGUAACCGAUUUCGUCAGGGAUCACAUCGAUAGGAUGAAGCUGUACGUCAAAGUGAUCUGGGUCGGGCCGGAAUUGAAACACGUGACCGAAACUUUGACCGAGAAUUUAACUUUGUUAAAUUCGGCGGCGCCAGCCGGUAAUAGGUCCCUGGUCUUUCUGCAUUGGACACCGAGCAGCGUCGUGCCGAACGAGAGGGAUUUCGUCACCAUCGAGUUCCCCCGCUGCGGCACGCAGAAUUUAGAAAUCGGAUGCAAAUACGAGUCCAACAGGUUGAUCAAGCUGGUCUGGGGCAGAUUCGAGUACGUCGCGAAGCUCGCGUACGAGGCGAUCAAACACGCGAAAUUCACGCGUGAGAUGUACGAAGAUCUGAUAAACCGGUACAACGAUCGAUCGACGAGCGUCGACGAGGAAGAAGUCGCGUGCAGCUGGUUAAGGGACAAUCUGAACUACACCCUCGACGUGUGGAUGCCGAGCAACGCCGACAAGAACAUUCUGUACGUUGGCGGUAUAUUCCCAAUGAGCGAAACUUUCUACUCGGGGAAAUCGAUACUGAUCGCAGCCAAAAUGGCGAAAGAGUCGAUCAACAAGAACGACACCGUUCUCAAGAACUUCAAUUUGAAAAUGUUGGCCAGCGACGGCCAGUGCAAGUCGGACAUGGUAAUGAGAUCGUUCAUCGAUUACAUAGUGCACAACCAGUACGGUAAGCUGAUCGGCGUGUUGGGGCCGGCUUGCUCGGAAACCGUGGAACCUCUGGUCGGUGUCUCGAAGCAUUACAAGACGGUGAUCAUCAGUUACAGCGCGGAAGGGUCGAGCUUCAACGAUCGUACGAAAUAUCCUUACUUCUUCCGAACGAUCGGCGAGAACAAGCAGUACAAGCACGUUUAUCUGCAACUGCUGCAGAAACUAGGCUGGAAGAGAGUGGCUUCGUUAACGGAGGACGGACAGAAAUACACGGAGUACAUAUCGUACAUGCAGGACAUACUCAGGGACAAUGGGAUUGUAUUCGUGGCGAAUGCAAAGUUUCCACGGGAACGGGAGCCAACUGUGAUGACUAAGUAUUUGCAAGAUCUGAAGCAGAAGAAAGCGAAAAUAAUAAUCGCCGAUGUUUACGAUCAAGUGGCCAGGCAAGUGAUGUGCGAAGCGUACAAAUUAGAAAUGACAGCGGUUCAGGGUUACGUGUGGUUUCUGCCACUUUGGCUCCGACCAGAAUGGUACGACACCGAUCGAUUCAAUCUGAAGGACGAAGAACAAGUGCCAUGUACAACGAUGGAAAUGAGCAGAGCGAUAAACGGCUACCUUGGUCUCUCUCAUGCGUAUUUCGCUCCUGACAAUGAAAUCAUGCAGGAAGGGAUAACGGUGCGUCAGUGGCGCGAUCGUUACGAGAAAGAUUGCCGUAACAGGAACCAACCACCGUCUAAUUACGCCGGUUUCGCUUACGACGCUAUGUGGACGUACGCAUACGCGAUGGAUCGACUACUUCGCGAAAAUCAGAGUUACAUCUAUGACCUUCAUAGCGAGCAAACUGUCAAUCGGAUGACGGACAUCAUCGGUGAAACAGAUUUCUAUGGGGUAUCUGGGAGGAUCAAGUUCUUCGGCGGACCUUCGAGAUACUCUGUCAUUAACAUCGUCCAGUUUGUCAACAAUGAAACUCAUUUGGUCGGCAAUUUUUACCCUAACGUAUCCGAGGUGAAGCACGAAGUCGUGGGUGGUAAAUUGGACUUGAACGUCUCGGCUCUGGUCUGGUUGUCGCAUACCAUGCCGGAUGAUGGCUCGGAACCACCUCAGCGAUGCGUGAUCGCGGGUUUCGCCGACUUCGUGAACGUGUCGUGCGAAGUCGCGUUCGUGAUUGUCAAUUUCCUCGGCUUCGGUUUCUUGGGGAUAGUGGUGAUCAUUGGUUUCAUCGUCAUCAAGAGAAAAUACGAAAGGAAAGUACGUCUUCACGAGAAGUACAUCCAGUCUCUAGGCUUAGACUUCACUCACAUGGACACAUCCGACUUGGACAAGUGGGAGAUACCACGGGACAGGGUGGUUAUCAAUCGAAAAUUGGGCGAGGGCGCGUUCGGAACGGUUUACGGUGGUGAAGCGUUAUUCCCGGGAGAAGGUUGGUUAGCAGUGGCCGUGAAAACUCUGAAAGUUGGCAGCAGCACCAAUGAGAAAUUGGACUUUCUCAGCGAAGUGGAAGUAAUGAAGAGGUUCGAGCACAAGAACAUAAUCAAACUGUUGGGCGUGUGUAUUAAGGGUGAACCAGUGUUAACUGUCAUGGAGUUUAUGCUUUACGGCGAUCUGAAGACGUAUCUUCUCGCUAGAAGACAUCUCGUGAACGACCACAGUUACGAAGAUUCAGACGAGAUCUCCAAUAAAAAGCUAACUGCGAUGACACUGGAUGUCGCCAGGGCGCUCAGUUAUCUGGCUCAAUUGAAAUAUGUCCACAGAGACAUUGCCUCUCGCAACUGCCUGGUAAAUGCUCAACGUGUAGUGAAACUUGGUGAUUUUGGCAUGACAAGGCCCAUGUACGAGAACGACUAUUACAAAUUUAAUCGAAGAGGCAUGUUGCCGGUAAGAUGGAUGGCGCCAGAGUCCCUGAGUCUUGGAAUCUUCACUCCAGCCUCGGACGUUUGGUCCUAUGGCGUUCUCCUUUACGAAAUCAUCACAUUCGGUAGUUUUCCCUUUCAGGGGAUGAGCAACAACGAGGUACUCACACAUGUCAAGAACGGGAACUCGCUGAAAGUUCCUAAAGGAGUGAAACUACAACUAGAGAAUUUAAUGUACUCUUGCUGGAGGACGGACCACACAAAGAGGCCAACAGCUCCGGAGAUCGUCGAUUUCCUAGCAACGAAUCCUCGAAUUAUAGCACCGUGUUUAGACGUUCCUUUGGCCAGCGUUCAAAUCGAGCACACUGGCCAACUAGAGAUGCAGUUGAAUGGGAACAUGAGGAAGUUUUCGUUAUCUUGGCCACCUCAAAACCCCACAACACAAUCGUCCACGUCAACAUCAAGCCCUGGGAGUGUGCCAAGUCCUCCUCUGUUGGACAUUAAUGGCCACGACAACAAACCAAACCAGGACUCGUUGUUGGGCAAUGGAAUAUCCGACCUGGACAGUUCCAGGCCUCUCUUGAUGAAUGCCGACGAGUCUUCGUCGGGUCCGGCGUUGGUUUUGCAAAAUUUCAAGCGGAAGGACGAACUGGCGCACAGAUACGUCAACAUUCAGCCAGGAAUGUCAAACGGCUUCGAUUAUUGCAAUAGCCAGAAUGGCGGUAAUAUUCAAAUGGAAGAGAGGAGAGCGAUGCUGCCAGAGAAUAGGAAAUCGGAGGACGUGUCGAUUCUUUGACAUCCAAGGAAGCACGCGAUUACGCGGCAGAAGUCAAUGGUGCAUUUCUAUAGACGUGCCGAAGGCAUAUUUGGAAAAUAUGCGAAAAGGUCGUAUAGAAAGACGAGCGUUUAAAUUGACCCAUGGCCAUUUUGUUGGUCACUGAAAUGAGAGAAUGGCAGAGAAGCUUGUAACUUGAUGAAUUUGAGUCAAGACAGACGUUUGUUGCCGACUGAACCGUACAAUAUGAUUUCAUGAUGGUAAAAGAGUGGAUUGUUACUUCUAGAGUCGGAGAACCGUGUGACUACACAACAGGGCGAUUCGAUUCACUGGAGAUUAAAAUCCUGCCGAUUUAGUUACGACGUAAGAAGUCUAUCAUAGGUGCCAGCUACGAAAAACGGAAAACAAUAAUAAUUGCAACAAGCGAAAACACCGAAUGCACAACUGGCUCAAUCCACGUUUGAGACUGAUAUAUGUAGAAAAAUCAAGUUACGGAAUGAUCGACGCGACAGUGCUGGAGAUUUCUCAAAAACUUCACGAAAGGUAUAGGUAAUUUUACUAAUAUACUAAGGGAACGUAAUACCGAACGGAGUGUUUUAUCGUUGGAGGUAGAAAUUUCCAUUGUUUUCGCGUCGAGAAAGAAAUAAAUGGAAAGAGAAGAGGCUGCUUCCGUUAGAUACUGCUGUAUUUAACGAUAAUCGAAAGAAGAAUGAUUCAGACAAAUGGAUAUAUGUAAUAUCGCUUUUGCGUGAAAAGUGUUUCGUUAAGCAGCAUUUUUCUGUCCAAAGCAUUCGAGAUGUGUAGGACUUGGUAAGAUUUUUUUCGAGACAGACUAUUUUUCCAGGCAAUUGUUUAGAUAUUUUGCGAGGAAGUUGCCGCAUUUUUUAACGAUAAAACCAAACAGAAACAGAGCAAUAUUUUACACGAGGGAAUGUCAGCGUUCACGUGUAUAACCAUGACAUUUAUAAUAAAAUGAAAAAUGUAUGUUUUGUGAGGUUCUCGAAAAGAAUAACACGAAAUUGAAAGAAAGAGGUAAGGAAAGGGGUUCGAUACAUCCCUGCCAUUUCCAAGUAUAUAUAUUUUUCGACCCGUCUUUUAUGUAUCAUAUAAUACAUUUAUCGACUUGAGGAGAAAAAAGUGACUGCAGUCUAGUUAUUCGUUAACUAUCGAAUAACGCUCGAUCCUCGCUAGGACUAUAAUGGAAGCAAACGGAAUAGUUACUAUUAUUAUAUCUAGUGAGACUAUUUAUUGAUUUAAACUUUGAUUGAGACUUCAUUUUUUGUAAAAUAUAUUUAAUAUUAAAUUCCUCUAACCGCGUGCUUCUUUGAUCUUGUUGAAGCAAUUCACUUUUUUUUUUCUUUUUAUUUAUAAGAUAGAGACGUAGCUCGAGCCGACAGAAAUUUCCUGUUACUUAGGUGCAAUAAAAUGUUGCGUCUUGUACAAACUGUUAGAAAUAUGUAAUGAUAUAAAUAUUGAGACGAUCGAUUGUACAGUCGAUGAAAUGAAAGAUAAAAGACUUGAAGUCUUCAAGACUUAUUGGUCAUCCAAAUAUAUACAGACGUAUACAGGCUGCCUGAAUUUUGAUGAAGCGCGACCAAAAAUGAUAUUAUUUUUCGUUCCAUUUUACAUUUUAUAGAAUAUUUUAUCAACGAAAUGUUAUAUAUUUAUUUUCGUAUUUAUUAUAAAUUUAUAUGCUGUCACUAUGUUGCUCAUUCUUCGAUUCUAAGGAUCAUAUUAGACGUUGCAAUUUUUUUUUUUUCUUGACGAGGCAUUUUUUUCGUUCUCGAGAAAACGAGAACUUAUCCAAAGAAUAUGUUCCUAACGUUUAAUCGAUUAAAAUCCAGACAUCCUGCGAUACGUACGUAAAUAUUAAAUUAUCAUCGUUACCAAGUUGAUCUCUAUUACGCGAGAUGACUGAAGAAAACGACACACAAAGUAUUUCUAAUUUUUUCAUUCUAAUUCCAAUUCUUAGCUGCAUUGCAUUCGUCCCGAUCGAGUAUCAUACGUUUAUUGUACUAUGCACGAACUUUUUGAUUAUUCGUUCGUACAUUCAACUUUUUAUCCAUAUCAAAAAAAUAUCGUCGAUAAAUAAAAAAGGAAAAUAAAAGAAAAAUGAAAAAAAGAAAAAAAAAAGAAUCAACUAUAUUGCAUGUUACAUCACGUCAAACACGCUUAUUUUAGUACUUAUAGUGGUAAUAAAUUCCUUCUCUAUUUUUUCUCCUUUUUUUAUAUCGGGUAUGUAGAUUAGAUAUAUUAUAAUCGAUCGUUCGUUAUCGAGAACGUUGCGGGGCUUUUUGUUCUAUGUCGUAUGUAAACUAUAAAAUAGAAAGUGCAAACUUUUUAGUCCGUACAUACACACGAUGUAAGUACAUCGGGUUUGGACAGUACAAUCCUUCCUAAAUAGCUUUAUACGAGAGAAACCGUUUAUUAAAAUGAAAUCAUCGUACGAUGUUAUUUAUUUUCGAAUUGUACAAUUGUAAUUUUAUAUUCGUUGCGAGAGAAAUUAAUGAUAUUGAUGCGUACUUUUCUGUACUGUUAUUCCUUGAGAAAAUGUUUAUUUAUUCAUUCUCGAAUUAAAUUGCACGGAAAUCGAUUUUACAAUUUGUGCUUUUCUUAAUCCAUAUACAGUAAUCCUGAAUGUGUUAAAACUAUUCAUUAAAUCUCUGAGCUAUUUCCCA
This is a messenger RNA of Frieseomelitta varia, 7486 nucleotides long. RefSeq lists its product as uncharacterized. Gene Ontology annotation, biological process: positive regulation of kinase activity; multicellular organism development; protein phosphorylation. Bases 834 to 4829 code for a protein of 1331 amino acids. The record is from RefSeq and is a predicted model, not a curated record. Gene Ontology annotation, cellular component: signaling receptor complex. The transcript has 13 exons. Lineage: Eukaryota; Metazoa; Arthropoda; Insecta; Hymenoptera; Apidae. Gene Ontology annotation, molecular function: ATP binding; transmembrane receptor protein tyrosine kinase activity.